CAGUAGACUUUCAGCCAUCUAAGAGAAGACCCGUUUAUCUUUUUACACCAGGAUGGCGAAUUUCUGUGUUGCUUAUACCCUACUCGUAUCCAGUUUGAUAUUUAGCCUUCCAGAACAUGUUCUUGGUGAAUUUAGCUGCAACUUCGAACAAGGUUUGUGCAGCUACAGUCAGGACCAGGGAGAUGACUUCGAUUGGACCCGGUUCCAGGGUAGUACCGAGACCAGUGAUACUGGUCCUGAUGUGGACCACACCCAUGGAAAUACACAGGGAUACUACAUGUAUGUAGAAGCUUCUGGACGAUCAGCUGGAAGUAAAGCUCGCCUGACUAGCACUGCCGAAGACGCUGUUCAGCCGCGAUGUGCUCAGUUCUUUUACUCCAUGUACGGUGACACAAUGGGAUCCAUCAGUGUGUAUGUGAAAGAAAGCAGUUCAUCGGGUUUGGGUGAUCCAGUGUGGUCUCUCGCAGGUGAGCGUGGAAGCGGUUGGUAUAGAGGACUAGCAAGCAUACAAGAUAACGCUACUCAAGUUCAGUUGGUGUUUGAGGCAGUGAUAGGCAGCGGGAAGUAUUCAGACAUUGCAAUCGACGAUAUAACAGUGAAACAUGGACCCUGCCCCGUGAGUGAUGUUGUUAACUGUACCUUCGAGAGCAUCGAUGAAGAUGAUGACGGGAUGUGUGGAUUUGUUUUUGAUGAGACGAGCCAAUUUGACUUCAUACGGACAAAUGGGAAGACAGCUUCAUCUUAUCGCGCGCCAUCCGUCGAUCACACAACUAAAACCGAAUUAGGCUUCUUCAUGAACGUCGAAGGUUACUACAGUAACAAAAACAGAUUCGCAAGACUCCAAUCACCUCUGUUUCGAGGCAUUCAAGGAGACGACUCAGAGACAUUCUGCGUUGUAUUUUGGUAUCACAUGUUUAAAGACGAUAUUGGAGAACUGAACGUUUAUCUCCGCAACCAAUCCUCCACUUCGAUGGGCUCACCUAUCUGGUCGCUGGCCGGGAGUAGAGGAGACGUCUGGAGAGGGGCCGAAGUAGAGAUAAACACUCCAGAGGAUUUUAAUAUCAUAUUUGAAGGCAACCGGGGUGGUUCGUACUCUGGCGAUAUCGCACUCGACGAUAUCCUGAUAACGAGCUAUGGCUGUCCUGGACAUCAUAUCUUAUUGAACGAGAGUAGUGUAUCAUGUGGUUUUGAGGAAAUUGAGUUGUGCUACUAUGUCCAAGACGACACGGACACCAUAGACUGGGAAUGGCAAAACCAAGCUACAGAAGAAGACAACACUGGCCCCGCAACAGAUCACACGAGAGGGGACGAGUUAGGGUUUUAUUUGUUCGUCUCCAGCGGACUCCUUGUAGACUCUGACGACGUCGCUCGCAUCAUGUCGCCAAUUGCAACGGCAUCAACCUCUAAAUCGUCGUGUGUGGAGUUUUGGUACCAUAUGUGGGGAAGGGCUGUCGAAACCCUCAAUGUCUACAUCAAACGUGAAUCUUUGGCUUUGCCUUCGACACCGGUGACAAAAGUAACAGGUGACCAAGGAAACUACUGGCAUCGAAGAACAUUCACUGUGCCAGCAGGGUCGGGAAAUUACAGGGUAGUAUUUGAGGGUAUUCCAGGGGAAGAAGUACGUGAUGACAUCGCAAUAGAUGACGUCAUGCUCUACCAGGAUCAGGAUUGCCCUGAAUUUGUUACUGAAGCUCCUACGCCUACCACUAUGCCUCCACCGAGAGACAACAUCGAUUGCGAUUUCGAGGAGGAUUUCUGCGAUUACACGCAAGAGAUCGACGCUGAUUAUGGAGACUGGAUAAGACGCAAAGGAAAAGAUACUACCAGCACUUUUAGCAAUACUGGACCGAAACUGGAUCACACCCUCGGCACUGGCGAGGGCUACGUCGCGAGCUUUGAUCCGUACGAAUUAAAGGGAGUCAAAUUGGGUGACCAGGCUGCAAUGAAAUCCCCCGUCAUAUCGCCGAAGACAUAUAGCCGUUGCUUGGUCUUCUACGCCUACUUGUAUGGCUAUGGAGUAGACUAUUUCACCCUUCAGAUUGUUGAGUGGGGAGGUAGAUUUUCCAUGGACCCACCCUUUGCGAUAUAUGGUGCUCAAGGGGAGAAGUGGCUCGAGCUACAGAUGGAUGUCCCCUCAUCCAACCUGCCCUUCCAGAUCGUAUUCGUUGCUACAGUUGGCACGUCAAAAUACGCUUCUGAAAUAGCCAUGGAUGACGUAACCCUCAGGAACGGAAAAUGUCAAUCACAAGGAUCCACGGAAGCUCCGACAGACUGGGCUGCCAAUUGUGAUUUCGAAUCGCCUACCGACCCGCUCUGCGGUUACACCAACUACAACUACAACAAGUUCGAUUGGAUUGUGCACAGUGGUAGCACCAGCACCAGCAAUACUGGCCCUUCGGAGGAUCACACGACGGGAACUGCAGCAGGACAUUAUGCUUACGUCGAGUCGUCCAUUCCCCAUCGACCCAAUUAUCGUACCACGCUGGUGUCUCCUAUCAUUAAUAGCAGGAACCAGGAUCUCUGUGCCCGUUUCUACUACCACGCACACGGCAAAGACGUAGGAUCGCUCUCCGUAGAUGUUGACAUUGAAGACUUCUACAGUGACAUCACUCCGUUUUCUUUCUCAGGCGAGCAGGGGGACAGAUGGCUUCCUGCUAAUGUUGAUAUACCAGCUAGCUUCACUGGAAUCUACAAUUUCAGACUUGAAUUCUCCACUAAGAAAAUCACCUCCGGUUUUGAAGGUGACAUCGCCAUUGAUGACAUCAUGUUCUUAAAACAACCAUGCGAUGGGUAUCCAUCUGAAAGCACGUGUAACUUUGAGCAAGGCCUGAUUGGGUGUGACUACAGUACGGAUAAUGCCGCCCAAUAUCGAUGGCAGUGGUAUGAUCUCCUAGCCAUCGAAGAACCGCCUCUUAACACGAUUCCUACGUCUUACUUGUACGCCAAGGCUUCGAGUGCAAGUGCUGGUCAGACUGCCGUACUCUCUUCCGCAAUCUAUGAUCUCAACGGUCGGACCCAUUGCUUAACAGUCGAUACUGUCCUGACUGCUGACAGCGCACAGCAGCUACUGAUUCAAGCACAAGAUACAAAUACAGAGAGGAGAAUAGAUAUCGGUCGCUUAUCGGGAGACAUCAGUGGUUCUUGGAUAACCGGCAACUGGACGGUUCCCGGCGACCUCACCGAUUUCCCGUUUCAGUUCAUCUUCACGGCGGUAUAUGGUUCCACUACACGAGGAGUGAUAGCAAUCGACAAUGUCGUAUUUUCAAAGCAUCUGGAUGCAUGCGAGAAAUAUGUACCUCUUCCAACAAAAGAACCUAUAAGGACAAGUGCUCGCCCGGUAUCGGCCUCCUCCUCCUCAUCAGCAUCUUUAGUACCGACCAUGACAACCAACAGCGUCGCAAGUCGUCAACCAAUAAAAGACAACGGUUCUAAUGUCGGCAUGAUCGUCGGAAUCAUCAUCGCUUUCAUCAUUGUCGCAGCAGCCGUUAUCGGUGUUGUACUGUACUUCAAAUACCGAAGCUCGAUGGGUUUGGGUUCUUUAACGAUCGGAUAUAAGAACGAGAAAAUGGAUGCGAUGCCAUUCUCUGGGGUAACCCCGGGUAACGGUGGUGGAGGCAAUAUGGAUCCACAGGUCGUAAUUGGUGGGGCUAAUUUAGGGUCAGAUGCAUAAUAACCCAUGAUAUUGGUUUAGGCAAAAACAGUUUACUAUAACUUAAUAUAGAAAUUUUUGAAAAUACGAUUUCUUAACACAUCUCCUUCCAGUGUGUUAACAUAAAAAACAUAAUGAAUAGUAAUCAUGUUUACAGUUUAUUGGCAUGAUUAUCAAAUUCAAGUCCUGUCCCUCCACCUUUGUUACAUCAGACGAUUAACCUAAAUAUAAUCGUGUCAAAAGUAAAAGAUUAAAGUGUAUUUAUCUCUUCGUAUUUACACCUUCAUAAUAAUAAUGAUAAUAAUGUCAUAUAUACUUCCAUUCUGAAAGCUGUUCUACCAGCGCGCUGGUAGAACUGCAGCGGUCCCUGAUUAACAUGAUGUUAUUAUGCCUUUCUCUAAUUCCUACAUAUAAAAUACAAACGCGGGAAAAAAAAAGUUCAUCUUAUCAAUAUUACUAUCUUCAAACCACAUUUGAUCAUAAUUAAAUUUAGAAACGUACGAAUUUCAUGAAAGGGAAACACAAAAUUCUGCAUAACACGGGGGUCGAAAGAGAGAAUGAGGGUACGGUAGGGGUCGGUAUGUGUGUGAGGGUGUGUGUGGGGGGGUGUGUGUACUGUGUGUGAGUGUGUCUGAUUUCAAGUGCUUGCAUGUAGGAGUGGGUCUGUUAUAAAUACAGUUUAUUGUCUAUAAAUAAUUUUGUCCCUCAUUAACUCAGCUAUUAUAAAGUUGUAUAUAAGAAAAUAAGAAAUGAAAAAUCGUAUAUACUUUUUUCCGUUCGCCAUAAAUAAAGUUUAUUCUCAUUUUUUAUUCAUCAUGUUCAUGAUAUUGGGAAUUCAUUUGUACGGGUGUAAUCUUGUUUAGUGCGUAGAAAUAGUUUUGGUAUUGAUAAAAUGUUACAAAUCAUUCCCUUUCACAGCAAUCAAAUCAUUUGAAAAUUAAUAACCGUAAAUAUCUAACAAUAAUGAAAGCAUGCCAUUUUAUAUAUUUGUCAAAAGAAGCGAGAAAGGGCCGAUGAAAUGUGAUCUUUGUUCAUAGUAAUGUGAUUGCAAUACGUAACUGAGUCGUUUGUACUCAUAAUGCUACUCAAUUGUAUUCUUGUUUUUGAAAUAAAUGAAAAAUUAAGGAAAUUAAUAAAAUGAAACUCA
Messenger RNA from Lytechinus variegatus (green sea urchin), 4796 nucleotides. RefSeq names its product MAM and LDL-receptor class A domain-containing protein 1-like. Gene Ontology annotation, cellular component: membrane. Bases 53 to 3670 code for a protein of 1205 amino acids. The transcript has 20 exons. Lineage: Eukaryota; Metazoa; Echinodermata; Echinoidea; Temnopleuroida; Toxopneustidae. The record is from RefSeq and is a predicted model, not a curated record.